AUGUGGGUCCUCAUCUGGGCAGCUCUACUUCUCUCUCUGACAGAGAGAACCACAUGCAACAGUAAGGUCCCUUUUAUCACUACUAUUGGUAAUGUAAUAAUCAUUAGUAGAUGUGGUAGUAGUAGUGGUAUGGCAAAUAUCUCAAUAGAUACUAUAUCAUACAAAUGUUACGAACAAGUGAAGUAGUAUCCAAGUGCUUUCUGCAUUACUCAUGGCUGUAUUAAUUUCCCUCCAUCAGAACAGCCACCACCACCACCACCACCAGCAUCACCCUGGACCAUCACCUUCAGUCCAGCAGAGAUAACAGCAGAGAUGGGACUAUGUGCUGUUAUUUCAUGUACCUUCAGUCAUGCAGAGAACUUCAAUCCUACUGCAGCAAUAUGGUUUAAAUGCUCUAAAAAUGGCAAAUGUGAUCAGGAUGAAAACAUAAUUAUCCACUCUGAAACUCCCUCUAAAGCUCAGGAGGGUUACAGAAAGAGAGUGUCUCUACUGGAGACUGAUCUGACAAAGAAGAACUGUAGUGUAAUCAUCAACAACAUCAGAAAGAAUGAUGCUGGAGAGUAUCAGUUCAGACUGCUAAGUGCAUAUACAUACUCCAAGAAAGUGAAAAUCACAGUGAGAGGUAUUUCAUGACUAUUAUUGUCAGUUACAGUGACAGACUAUUACUGUAGUUCAUUGUAUACAGUACACACUUGCCAAGUUCCCUCUCAAGAUGUCAUUACUGGGAAGACUCCUAUUCAGACUUAGCACAUCAAUGCUGCUCUCCUUUGGCUGAUUAUGUGUCACUGCUGUUUAGUACACAUAUGUAAAACUCACUUCUGUGUUUGUAUUUCCUGUCUCCAGCUCUGACCCAGAAGCCCUCAGUGUUGACUCCUCCUCUGACAGAGGGAGAACCAGCUACUCUGACCUGCACUGCCCCGAGGAUCUGCUCUGGAACUCCUCCUAACAUCACAUGGACAUGGAGAGGGACAGGAGACAACAUCACUGAGCUCAGAGACAAUACCACCAUACAGAAGAGAGAGGACCUGACCAGCAUCACAACAUCCCACUUCUCAACUUUGACCUUUACCCCCUCAGCUGAGCACCACAACAUGAAGGUUACGUGUCAAGUAACCUUUCAGAAAAAACAUCAAAUUGAAGAGACAGUAACUUUGAAUGUGACAUGUGAGUACCAUGUCACCUACAUUUUACAUUAAACACCUUAUUCCAGAAAAUCUUUGAAACCUAGGAAUAACCUUGAUAACAAGCAGAUGAUACAAUAUGCAGGCUAUACGCAGUUAUGUCAUGGCUUUGACCUUUUCCCUUGCUUUUUAAUCAUGAUCCAUUGUAAUUAGUCCCUCAACCAAUAUAGUUUGAAUUUAGUGUAUGUGUAACAAUACAUGUGUAAAAUUAGAAACUCUAUGCACUAAAGAUGUGAAAGACCCCCAAAUAACUGGAAAUAAAAUAGUGAAGGAGGAUGGUACCCUGGAUCUGACCUGUAAUGUUGACAGUUACCCACCAUCUGACAUCACAUGGAGUAAGAAAAGGACAAGUGCCCCACUUCAGAAUUACACUGAAAAGGCCACUCUCACCAUCUCCAAUGUGACAAGAGAACAUGCUGGGGAGUAUGUGUGUACAGCGCAACACCUCAACAGGACUAUGACAGCUUCCACUGUUGUCACUGUGAUGUGUAAGUACAAACAGUACAAACUUGAUUGAAAUAUACAAACUCAUUUCAUAUUUUAAGAUCUGGAAUUGUUUUUAGCAUCAAUCUAUCACUGAUCUCUCUCUCUUCACUGUCUUUUCCAGACCAUCCUGUGAUUCUUCCUGGCUCUGGGUGUGUGGAUCAGGCAGAGGUCAUGACCUGUGUGUGUGUCAGUCAGGGGGUUCCCUUACCCCUCAUAGAGUGGCCACUGCUGGAGCUCAACACAGAGAAGUACAGCCUCACUACAUCAGUGUUCGGGUCCUCAGUGAACAGCACCAUCUGCCUGCCUGUUAGAAACCACACCAACAACACCAGUGUGGAGUGUGUCAGCAGAAAUACUGUGGGUGUAGUGAGAGGGAAGUUGCAGGAAACGCAAGAAGGAAGGAAACAGAGAGGUGCUAUAAUUUAAAGAAAAAUCAUGCAGAUAUUUUUUCCCGUAGACAGUAUUAACUUGGCACAGAUUGCAAUUGUAUUGUGUCAAGGUUGUGGUGUGGUUAUUACAUGAGGUCUAAGAUUGCUCUAAUGACACUGUUUCUCUCUUCAUCAAUUGUAGAUCUUUCUGAAGGAUGUGGGAAUGCAGUUCUCCCCUGGACCAUAGCUGGUGUGUCUCUCAGUGUGACUGUUGCCAUCCUCAUCUACCUGUCUUCAAAUGCUUACAUACGGUAGGAUCCUUUUCACUUAUUGCACAAUAGAGACAAAAUUAUGUAGAAUAUAGAAGUAUUUUUACAUGAAAAGGAAACUUUAUUUCUCAAAGUAUCUGUUGUAAGCCCAGACACUGUCUGAUAAGAUGCUUGCUAUAGGCCUAGAUUUACUUUUUCUGAGUGCUAGAAGUAACUUAACCCUUCCACUUGUUUUUUUCUUGUGGUUCUCAAAGGAUGCAAGGUAUGAAUGGGAAGCCAAAAGAAGAGGAGAGCACCUACAUCUCAUUGGAUAAAAAAGACAUGUCUCAGGAAGAGUAUGAGGUCAUUGCCAGGCGUCCAAGAUGA
Coregonus sp. 'balchen' is the source of this 2670-nucleotide messenger RNA. NCBI's taxonomy places the organism in Eukaryota, Metazoa, Chordata, Actinopteri, Salmoniformes, Salmonidae. The record is from the annotation of a GenBank genome assembly.